Messenger RNA from Marasmius oreades (fairy-ring Marasmius), 663 nucleotides. RefSeq lists its product as uncharacterized. The record is from RefSeq and is a predicted model, not a curated record. Bases 1 to 663 code for a protein of 220 amino acids. Lineage: Eukaryota; Fungi; Basidiomycota; Agaricomycetes; Agaricales; Marasmiaceae. The transcript is spliced from 2 exons.
AUGUCAACGCGUCGAAGAAUUGGAGUCAGCGCUGCUACAACCGAGGCGGCUCGCCGACAGCUCAUGCAGCCUGUGACAUGCUGGGAAAAACAAUGGGUUACUCCAGAAAACGCCUCAGUUGAUUCUACUUUCAAAAUUUAUAAGUGGGUCAAAACCGACAAAGUUCAGCAAUUCAAUGACGAUGACGGUGGUGUUGACGAUCCUCUUGCACCUCUCCCUGACGAACCCGAAGUUGUGGAUGUCGAAGACGAAGAACAGGACAAUGCCGCUGAAACGCAACCAACGCAACCUCCAACAGAAGCUCCAAGUCGUGAUCCGGACCCUGAACAGGAAUUGAAUGUUGACAUUUCGAAACCCCCUUCCCCAAAACCUCAGCUUAUUAUGACUACUGCUGAAGAUAAUAUCGGGGUAGAUGACAACCCCGACGCUUUAGUCGACACAUCACUCAAACCCAUGGAUACCAAUUCAGACAACGUUGUUGAGAAUCCCUUGACCGGGGCGGCCUCCAUGCAACUCGACAUAUCUGGCCUGGGACCAGAUGGGCUUGAAUUAGAAGAGGCACAUGAGUUGAGUCAAAUUGAAGGAGCAGAUACAUUGUUAGGAGGUCCUAUUAUGGACAACACCAUGGACCCGUUCUCUUCUGAGGAUACGAUAAUCCAAUGA